Trichoderma virens Gv29-8 is the source of this 1178-nucleotide messenger RNA. RefSeq lists its product as uncharacterized. The record is from RefSeq and is a predicted model, not a curated record. Gene Ontology annotation, biological process: vesicle-mediated transport; protein transport. Gene Ontology annotation, molecular function: clathrin-cargo adaptor activity. The transcript is spliced from 5 exons. Lineage: Eukaryota; Fungi; Ascomycota; Sordariomycetes; Hypocreales; Hypocreaceae. Gene Ontology annotation, cellular component: AP-1 adaptor complex; intracellular membrane-bounded organelle. The coding region runs from base 142 to 609 and encodes 155 amino acids.
AGCACGCGCUACUGCCUCGUCACCGACCUGGCAAACUUACCUGGUCUGAACAAGAGUACGCCAGCUCAAGUCUAUUCAAACCGCAUCUUGCCUCUGUCACCGCGCGUCCAUCGUCGCUGGUGAUGUGAGAGAGCCGUCACAAUGGCGAUUCACUAUCUGAUUCUAUUGUCCCGUCAGGGGAAAGUGCGUCUUGCCAAGUGGUUUACCACGCUGUCCCCCAAGGACAAGGCCAAGAUCGUCAAGGACGUCUCACAGCUGGUCCUCGCUCGAAGAACACGCAUGUGCAACUUUCUGGAGUACAAAGACACCAAAAUUGUAUAUCGACGAUACGCCUCGCUCUUCUUCAUUGCAGGAUGCUCCUCCGAGGACAACGAGCUGAUUACGCUUGAAAUCAUCCACCGAUACGUCGAGCAGAUGGACAAGUACUACGGCAACGUGUGCGAGCUCGACAUCAUCUUUUCCUUCACCAAGGCAUACUACAUCCUCGACGAACUGCUUCUUGCCGGAGAGCUACAGGAGAGCAGCAAAAAGAACGUGCUGCGCUGUAUCGGACAGCAGGAUUCACUCGAAGACAUGGAGGUCGAAGACGAGGUCACCAAGAUUCUGUAAAUUGCGUGCAUGCGACGUGGGUACACGAGCGCGCAGCCUUUUGGACGAGCGAUCCGUUCCCGCCGACCGGCCCGUCAUCCACCACUUACCACACAUGAAAAGCCCCCUAUCGUCCCACCAGCUACUUGGAGUCGUCAAGGCGCAAGAGUUGAGAUGGAUUUGAUAGUUAACAAUUGGCGUUGCAGGGCGAGCAAAUUACAGAGAAGCUUCGCGAAGUGGGGAUUCUUUGAUACACAAGUCUCAGAAUACUGAGCAUCUCUUCGAUGGGAAGAGAGGACACAUUGGGGAGAAGGAGAUGGGGGUUGCUGAAUGUGGAUGUGCUGGGAGAGAGAGAGAAUAUCGCGUUAUUUUUCUUUGUGUUUAUAGAUCUUGGAGGAUGGAAAACCAUCCUCUCCCGUGUCAAGAGAAAACAGAGGCAUCAAGGGUCCCCGGAGUCGGCGGACGGUGUUUGCCGGCAAUCAUGGGCAAGGGCCAUGACUUGGCCAUUCAGUUGUGGUGUGAAUCUAAUAUAUACCAGGAGACAAGGAGAAGGAGCCAAAGCAUCGAAGCCAAUUCAAGAAGAUUUCCAC